AUGGCCUUGGGCUGCUUCUCCACCCCCCGGAGAGCCCACGGCUGUCGGGCUGCAUCUUCCAAAGCCAUCGCAUGCAUGGGCUGUGUCUUCCCCAUGGUCUUGGGCAGGUGGAGGGUCCUGAUGCAGCCUGCAGAUGCCACAGCAGUCACCACACGUUCCUCGUGGAUGGUGGGCCCGCAGAGCGGAUGCUCCGAGGUGCCCUUCGCGGCUGUGGCCUGUCUGCUGCUCGUCCCCUCCCCAGGCACGUGGUGGGCUGCAGAGGUCAAUCUCUGGGUAGAUGGUGCCUGGGCUCUGGGGCCCCACCUGGGCAUCCCUUCAGGGUCUCCUCAUUGCCGCCUCUGUCCCCUUCGGCGAUGGUGGCAACAGGUGGUCCUGGAGCUGCCCGGGGGUCCUCAGGUACAGUGUCCAGUGUCACUGCCAGUUAACCUGCUCGUCCCGCCUCCCCCACAGAAGGACAUGGCCCUGAAGCCACAGGAGCGGAAGGAGAAAUGGGAGCGUCGCCUCGUCAAAAAGCCCCGGGAGUCAGAAAACAGCCCUCCGGCAGAGCCCAGUGAGAACGGCCGGCCCCCGGAGGUGGGCAGCCCCGAGCAGGACCUGGAACCCACCUGCGACCGGGGGAAGAAAGUCCCACUGCAGCCCGCCAAGCAGGUGAAGGCUGUCCUGUCCAGAGGGGGCGACCGCCACAGCGAGGACGAGGGCUUCCGCGAAGCCACCAGCUCCCGGCUCAGCGCCUCCCGGGACCAGCUCAGUGACAGCUCAGCGCAGGCCUUCUCGGGCAGAGGCUAUUCCUGUGACAGCGAGAGUGACGGGGAUGACAAGGCGUCUGUGGGCUCCGAGAAGCUCUUUGCCCCGGCAGCCGAGAAAGGCCCCACGCUAGGCGAGAAGUCAGAGGCCAAGGCCGGGCUGGCACCCAAGGUCUCGGGCCUGGAGCGCAGCCGCGAGCUGAGCACCGAGCCUAUUGUGCUUGAUGACUCUUAUCUUUUCGGCGCCCCUGCCAGCCCGCUGGUCAAGAAGGAGACACUCGCCCUGCCCCGCCUCACCCCGCAGCCGCCACCUGUGCCCCCACAGCCCCGGGCUCCGCUCCCGACACACGUGCCUCUCCCCCUGGGCGCUUUCCACGGCCACUGCCACGGUCACGGCCACGGCCACGGCCAGGCUGUGCACAACAGCCUGCUGGGCCUCAGGUGGCAGGACAGGCUGGGGGAGGGGUGCAGCCCCCCAAGGCACAGCCUCUCCCUGCAACAGGCCCAGAGCCACCUGACCACAGAGCCCCAAAUGCCCCUGGCCCAGAAGUUGGACAAGUACACACCCACGCUGGACAGCCCCUACCUGCGACAUUCCAACUUUUUCCCGUCCUUCCCGCCCGCCAUCCCAGGACUGCCCUCCCUGCUCCCACACCCAGGCCCCUUCGGGUCCCUGCAGGGCGCUUUUCAGCCCAAGACUUCAAACCCAAUCGAGGUAACGGGCCGGACCAGCGCUGUCCACACCCUGCUGCCGAAGGGCCCCGGGGUGUCCGAGCCGUACCGGACAGCGGUCAGGAAGCCGGGCAAGUGGUGCGCGGUGCACGUGCAGAUCGCGUGGCAGACCUACCGCCACCAGCAGAGGCUGAAGAUGCAGCUGGACCCCCACAAGCUGGAGGUGGGCACCAAGCUGGAUGUGCUCAGCAGGCCCCCCGCCCCAGGCCUGCUCCCCGGAGUCCACUACCCACAUGACCGGGCCCAGCCCCUCUUCUCCAGCUCAGGUGCUGCCCAUCCCGCCGCCAGCCCCUUCGGCCCCUCAGCCCAUCCCGGCAGCUUCCUGCCCACAGGUCACCUGGCAGACCCUUUCAGCAGACCAAGCACCUUUGGGGACCUGGGGAGCCUGGGCAGCGCCGCCUUCGGAGGCCUGGGCAGCCACGCACUGAGUGAGUGACCUGCCCACACGCGUGUCCUCCCUCCCCCUCUGUGGGCUUCCCCACGGGGUCUGGGCUGCACCCCCUCACUGUCCCCCCAGGAGGCCUGGAGCCGGCUGCACCGGGCACCCCCGUCCUUCCCCACGCCGCCCCCCUGGCCCAAGCCUGUGGACACGGAGCGGGUCUCAGCCCUGACCAACCACGACCGAGAGUCGGACAAGGGCCGGGAGGCUCGGGAGCGGUGAGUGGGCCCCUGGAGACCUCCCUCCCCCAGGGGCUGAAGCUGGACCCUCAGAGCAGGGAGGACCUCUCAUGGGAUCUGGCAGGAGC
This is a messenger RNA of Myotis davidii, 2221 nucleotides long. RefSeq names its product fibrosin-like 1 (gene FBRSL1). The transcript is spliced from 20 exons. Lineage: Eukaryota; Metazoa; Chordata; Mammalia; Chiroptera; Vespertilionidae. The record is from RefSeq and is a predicted model, not a curated record.